ACACACAGAAACUAGAAAAUGUCGAUCCCUUUAAUGGUCGAAAUAAAACUCACCGAAAUGGUAAAACCCUCAAAAUUCAUACCUCCUCAAACUCUUUCCUUUUCAACACUUGACAAUGAUCCUUUCAAUGAGGUCAUUUACAAGGUAUGCUACGUUUUCAAAGCCAAGAACGUUGUUGAUGAUGCUUCUGACUGGCCGGAAUCUUUGCUCAAGGAAGCCUUGUCCGAUCUUCUUGUGUAUUAUUAUCCACUUUCAGGGAGUUUGAAGCGGCGGGAGAGUGAUAGGAAGUUUCAAUUGAGCUGUGGGGGUGAUGAAGGCGGUGUGGCAUUCACGGUGGCUACUACAAAUGUGGAACUGUUUUCAUUGAACUAUUUAGAUAACAUUGACUCAGAUACGGCCUUGAAGUUCUUGCCUAAGCUCCUCCAAGUGGAGGGUGGUUAUCGACCUUUUGCUAUUCAGGUGACCAAAUUUGAAUGUGGAGGAUUCAUCUUAGGAACCGCAACGUCGCAUGCAAUGUCAGAUGGAUAUGGAGCGGGUCAUACCAUGUGUGCCUUGACGGAGUUGGCUGGCGGGAAAAAGAAGCUGACCAUGACACCCGUUUGGGAAAGAGAAAGACUUGUGGGGGAGCCUGUAGACGAUCAACCUCCAUUAGCUCCCGGCGGCGCCACAGCUGUGUCGCCCUACUUACCUACCGAUGAUUGGGUAACUGAAAGAAUAAAUAUUAGACCGGAGAGCAUAAGAAGGUUGAAAGAAGCUACACUGGAAGAAUGUGACUUCUCUAGUGAGGCACAGGCACUCACAACUUUUGAAGUCACAAGUGCUUAUUUAUGGAAAUCAAGAGUCAAAGCUCUGAAACUAGAUAAAGAUGGGGUCACAGUUUUGGGUUUCGCCACAGGAAUCCGAAACGUCGUGGAUCCACCUUUGUCUGAUGGAUACUACGGCAAUGCAUACAUUGGUAUGAAUGUGUCGUUAACCGUUAGAGAAGUAGAUGAAUUUGGGAUCUCAGACAUCGUAAAACUCAUAAAAGAAACGAAGAAGAAAGCUCAUAGUAAAACUCACCUCCAAAAAGAGCUUGCAAACAUUGAAAAUAUCAUUAAAAUGAAUUUAAGGAUCAGAGGAAAGAAAGAUGGGUUAUAUUUGUUGACAGAUGUGAGGAAUAUUGGAAUUUUUGGACCAAUGGAUUUCGGUUGGAAUGAACCGGUGAAUAUUGUCCCAGUCGUCCCCCCGGAAACAGCUAGGACAAUUAAUAUGGUCAUGCGACCAUCAAGAUUGGAUCAGGCGAUGGUUGGGGGGGUUCAAAUUAUGACUACAUUGCCUAGAGAUGCAAUGGUUAAGUUCAAGGAAGAGAUCAGUGCUCUAGACUAAAGCGUGGUUACUCUUUCUUUUGUAUGUGGUAAUUUUCAUGAUAAUAUCGAUCUAUAUAUAAUAGCAAUCCGAAUAAAUGUCACCAAAAGUUACAUUAAGUUCAAGGAAGAGAUCAGUGCUCUAUACUAAAAAGCGUGCUUACUCUUUCUUUUGUAUGUGGUAAUUUUCCUGAUAAGAUCAAUCUAUAUAUAAUACCAAUCCGAAUAAAUACCACCAAAGGUUGUGUUUCUUCAA
Molecule: messenger RNA, 1599 nt
Organism: Camelina sativa (false flax)
Lineage: Eukaryota; Viridiplantae; Streptophyta; Magnoliopsida; Brassicales; Brassicaceae
Product: spermidine sinapoyl-CoA acyltransferase-like
Source: RefSeq, a predicted model, not a curated record